UACUCAUGAAUAUAGCCUGGCAGAGGAACACUGGAUCAAUUAGGUCUCAUACACACGGGCGUUUUGCCCUGCGUUCCCCUGCAGGGAGUUCAGGAUAAAACGCUUGUACGUAAACGCUUAGAAACACUCAAACCUUCAGCCAUGUCUAACAUGUGGGGGGCUUUGUUACAGUGCAGUGUCUCAAAAAGCAGAUUGAACUGAUGAAAAUGAGAAAGUAUAUAUAUGUAUAUGCAAGUAUAACUCAGCUUAGAAAACUGCCUUUAACUGCAUAUAUAUUUCAGUUGUGCCAGGGAAGCAUGAUAUCGUAUAUCUCGGUGCCAAAAUCUGCCUAAAUAUUGUUCUCAGUGUGGAUUAUGCUGCCAUUAUAAACCCACUUUUGCACUAGGAUCUCAUAAUUGCUACAUUUUCUCCUACUUUCUGUCAUACUUUACAAUACAAUACUUUUGUACAUUGCACCACUUCUACUCUGAUGGCUUUCUUGGAAUGAUGAAUCAGUAUGUUGUAGCCAUUAUAAGUACAAAUGGUCACUGCAAUAGAUAAGUGACGGGCACAGGGGGUCAGUGUUUUGCUAAUACAUGGAUUUGGGGUGCAGGCUUACCACUGAACCCCUAAUCCUAUACCAGUGAAAGUAUUAAGGGUCAUUGCUGUGCUCUGUGUGGUCAUGGCUACUGGUGUCUAUAUUGGACAGAUGUAGUGGGUGUGUUUUCUUUUGUGGUGCUUGUUAUUCCUGUGGUUGCUAUGGUCUUUGUCCAGGGCUUCCAUUCUUCCCUGUCUAAGUUUUCCUCUGUGACUGUGUGGGUCAGUGGCUGGCUGCUGUGUGUGAAUGUAGGGAAAGGAUAAUUAGCAGAGGAUUAGAGAGCCAGUAAUCGUUACUUUGAAUUAAGGAUAUUACCCAGUGCAGCAGAUAUGAGAUAAGCGAGGCUCAGCACAUCUCUAUAAGGGCAGAGUCACACUGGGUGAUUCCAAGAUUUUGUCACUUUUGUAGUUAGACAAAAUGUCUGAAAUCUGCUCUCCAUUUAUUGAAUGGCCAGUGCCUGGACUGGUGUUGCACAUCAACUAUCCUUCAGAAACUUGUCCUGAAUACACAGUGACAAAAUAGUUCAUAAUUUUUUUUUGGUGGAAGGGGAUGGUUUUUCUCUGCAUAAUGACAUAUGCAGAGAAAAAUAAUAGUGCAUAAUGGAUGGAAGCUAUUUCUGUGGCACAUCAAAUGUAGCUGGGAUGAAUUUUGCACCCUUAAAUUUAGGUGUUGUUUUUACUCAAAUUGCAUUUGUCCCAUUCACAAGAAAAACUGUAGCACUUCAUAAUAUGCAUGCAACUAUGAGUUAAUGUGUGUGCUUCUAGGGGAUUUACUCUGUGGUUACCAUGGCAUAUGCUUUUCAGCAGCCUCUUAGCCAGACAUAUUCCACAAACCUACAGACUCUAUAAUCCAAUAUGUUUUUAGUACAAGUACGGGGAACUGGUUUAUUUAAUUGGACUGGUAUUAAAGUACCCAACAUUUAUACUUCCAUAGAAACUCAUAUACCUUGUUAAGAAACAAAUCCUUAAGUCUGAGAAACCUUGGUGUAAGUUUAGAGUAAAUGGCUUGUAAGCUUAAGCAUAAAGUUUAACCCUUUACUGCCAGAAACACACCAGUUACUUAGUUCCAGGCAACAAUAUUUCCCGGGUCCAUUGUUACUUUGUGUGGAUCACUGGCUUGUGGCUAUACCACCCAGCUGGAAUGACUGGAAUCACUAAGGAGCGCCUAACAUCUUGACCCCCAAGGAUUUUACCUUUUGCUUUCCAAUAACUUUGUAAGAACUAUUUCUCAGAACUUGAAAAUAGAGCUCACCUGAAUUAACCAGAGUGGAAUUUCACAGCUCUCUGUUCACUAGACAGGGUUUUAGGGAAAUAUUUAUCAAGGGGUGAAGGUGAGAGUUUACUCUUUGGUAAAUAUGCCUCUAACAAUCCUAUCAAAGUAAUGAGAGUUUUCUAAAAUUUCACUUAGUUGAGCUCUGUGGUGUGGUGAGCUCUAUUUUCACCCCUUUUUUAAAUGCACCCAUGUUGGAGUUUAGUGCCAGCAGCAAUCCUUUUCGCUAUACCCUGCAAGCUUACUGGCAUAUUUUCUUUCUCAGCCGAAUUUAAUUUAUAUCAUUGUUGUUGAAUUGGUUCUUAAAUUCAGUACAGUUUGUGCAUUAGAGUGAUGCCUCGUUGGAGAUGGCUGUGUUUGGCAACUCUGCUUGUGGCACUAACAGCAGCUGAAGCCCAUAGUGAACAAGAUGAAGAUUCGGAGGACGGUUUAGAUGAUACAGAAGACUACAGGGAAGAACCCAGUACAUUUCUGCAGGUUGAAUACAAGACUCCAGUUCCUAUGGGUGACGUCUUUUUCACAGAAACCUUCGAUGAUGGAACACUUGAUAGUUGGGUGCUUUCUAAAACAGUGAAGGAAGAGGCAGACGAAGAAAUAGCUAAAUAUGAUGGUAAAUGGGCAGUGGAAGAGUUGAAAGAAAACAAAGUCCCAGGGGACAUGGGGCUUGUUCUGAAGUCUACAGCAAGACAUCAUGCCAUUUCUGCAAAGUUGAAGAAAACGUUUACUUUUGACAAACCUUUGAUUGUCCAGUAUGAGGUCAAUUUCCAAGAUGGCAUUGAUUGCGGUGGUGCAUAUAUCAAACUUCUGUCAGAAUCAGACCAUUUGAAUCUGGAAGAGUUCCAUGACAGAACAUCAUAUACUAUCAUGUUUGGUCCAGACAAAUGUGGAGAAGACUAUAAAGUGCAUUUUAUUUUUAGGCAUAAAAAUCCUGUGAUUGGAGACUAUGAUGAGAAACAUGCAAAACGUCCCGAGGUUGAUCUAAAGAAAUACUUCACUGACAAAAAGACUCAUCUGUACACUCUGAUCGUGAAACCAGAUAACACAUAUGAAAUUUUAAUUGACCAAAGUGUUGUGGGCCAAGGAAGUCUGAGAGAUGAUGUUAUCCCUCCACUGAAUCCACUUAAAGAAAUAGAUGAUCCCAAAGACAAAAAGCCAAAAGAGUGGGAUGAAAGAGCAAAAAUACCAGAUCCCAAUGCAGUAAAACCAGAUGACUGGGAUGAAGGAGGGCCUGAAGAAAUAGAAGAUUUAAAUGCUGUUAAACCUGAAGGAUGGCUAGACAACGAGCCUCACUUUAUUCUGGAUAUGAAUGCAGAGAAGCCAAGUGACUGGAAUGCUAAUAUGGAUGGAGAGUGGGAAGCCCCCUACAUUCCCAAUGCCAAUUGUGAAUCUGCGCCUGGGUGUGGUGUUUGGAAGCGCCCCAUGAUAAAAAAUCCAGAUUAUAAAGGCAAAUGGAAGCCUCCUUUGAUUGAAAAUCCCAAUUACCAGGGUAUCUGGAAGCCUCGGAAAAUCAAAAAUUCACAUUAUUUUGAGGACCUUAAUCCAUUUAAAAUGACACCCUUCAGUGCUGUUGGCUUGGAGCUGUGGUCAAUGACUUCUGACAUUUAUUUUGACAACUUUAUCAUCUGCUCUGACAAAGAAGUGGCUGAUCGCUGGGCCUCUGACAGCUGGGGCCUGAAGAAACUGGUAGCUAGUGCCAAUGAGCCGAGUAUGUUGAGCCAGCUGCUGAGUGCUGCCGAGGAGAGGCCUUGGCUCUGGGUUCUGUACAUCCUAACAGCUGCUCUGCCUGUGGGCCUUCUUGUGCUGUUCUGUUGGCCCAGAAAGAAAAUGGAAGAAGAGGAAGAAGACUUUGAUUUUAAACUGAGUGAUUUAUGUGACGAAAGCUACUUAGAGCUACAAUCAAAUGCAAAGGAAGAGGCUGAUGGUGGCAAAGCGUCUGAAAAUGAGGAAUAUGAAAGAAGUGAGGAAGAGGGUGAUGAGGAAGAGGAAGUCAGUCUAGAAGAAGAGGAGGGUGCUGCAGCAAACCAGUCUUCGUCAGAUGAUGAGAUGAAGGAAUCUGAUGAAAGUUCAGAAGGAGCGAAGAAGACUCUCCGCAAAAGACGAGUACGAAAAGAUUAGCCCCUCCAUAUCCCUCAUGGGCUUAUAUUUUAAUAUACAGAUCUCCCUGAUGUUUUCCAGUGGCUUCAACUCAAAGCCCUUUUUAUACCUGAUAUCUUAUGCACCCCUCGAACCAGCUUCUUCCACCUGUCUGGCCAUGCACCAUAUUAUCUGGGAUUUGCAACUGGAUGGCUACAAAUCAAAAGAACAAUAUUAUAUAGAUAUCAUUACACUUAUCCAUUUGCCUGCAACUCGAUCAAAUGCUCUGGACGUUUCAGUUUACUUACAAAGGCAGGCCAGCUAUUUAUAUAAUUAUAUAUAUAUAGAUAGGCAUAUUUUGUAUAAAUUAAAAAUUAAUAUAUAUUCGUGAAUAUAUAUAUUAUGAAACUGCCUGUUUAUAUUGCACUAACCGGGCUGCCAGUUUUUGGAGUCUCCAGUUGUUUGCGAGUGACUGUGAGUAUUCUGGGGAAAAAACCAUGAAUAUUUAAACAUGUUUGUGUCAUUGCAUACAAUCCAUCUGCUUGUUUUAACCUCAAAUCUGCCAGGCCAUAUGAUGUGGCCAUGUAACGCACAAUUGCACCCAGUCACAUCACUGGUAUUCUCUUUCUCUUCUCCUUUGGUGACUUAGCUGGCUUUUGUUUGGCUGCACCGAUGCUCAGAUGUCUGAACAGUACCACCCUUUUUCUUUUAUAUGUUGCAAGAAGGAUGCUAUGAAUCUUUGCUUUUCUAGAAAGGUAUGGAAAGGUUGGACGGGGUCUGUAGCCAGGGCCUGCCUUUGGGGCAAACAUCGGGCACCAUUUCACAUUUUAACACAUCUCUUUGCACUUGGUUUGAGGGCACCCUGUAUUUAAAGGGGUAGUUAACUUUAAAAAUGUUAUAGAAUGGCUAAAUUUAAACAACUUUUCAUUUGGU
This is a messenger RNA of Xenopus tropicalis (tropical clawed frog), 4852 nucleotides long. It is a transcript of the gene clgn, whose product is annotated as calmegin. Gene Ontology annotation, biological process: protein folding. Gene Ontology annotation, molecular function: calcium ion binding. Lineage: Eukaryota; Metazoa; Chordata; Amphibia; Anura; Pipidae. Gene Ontology annotation, cellular component: endoplasmic reticulum membrane; endoplasmic reticulum. Bases 2180 to 3961 code for a protein of 593 amino acids. The transcript has 14 exons. The record is from RefSeq and is a predicted model, not a curated record.